Molecule: messenger RNA, 829 nt
Organism: Setaria italica (foxtail millet)
Lineage: Eukaryota; Viridiplantae; Streptophyta; Magnoliopsida; Poales; Poaceae
Product: dirigent protein 22-like
Exons: 1
Coding region: 121-651 (176 amino acids)
Source: RefSeq, a predicted model, not a curated record
ACAGCUUGCACUGCCCCUGUCGCGCACGCGCAUAAUAAAUCACGCGCCCGUGAACUCCAUCGCCACACCACAAAGUCCACAAGGACCACAACCACCAGCAACGUACGCCAAGCGCGCGCCAUGGCCGCCGCCGUUCCCCUCCUCCUCCUGCCUCUCCUCCUGGCCACCACCGCCGCCUCGGCGGCGUCGUCGGGCGGCGGCGAGAAGCAGACGCACAUCAAGCUCUACUGGCACGACGUGGUGAGCGGGCCGAGCCCGACGGCGGUGCAGGUGGCGCACGCCGCCGUCACCAACACUUCCAAGACGGGCUUCGGCGCCGUCGUGGUCAUCGACGACGCGCUCACCGAGGGCCCCGACCUCAAGUCCUCCAAGCCCCUCGGCCGCGCGCAGGGCACCUACAUCGCCGCCGGCAAGGACGAGGUGUCCCUGAUGAUGAACAUGAACUUCGUCUUCCAGGCCGGCAAAUACAACGGCAGCACCGUCGCCAUCAUGGGCCGGAACGCCGUGUUCAACGCCGUCAGGGAGAUGGCCGUCGUCGGGGGCACCGGCGUGUUCAGGAUGGCGAGAGGGUACGCGCAGGCGCGCACGCACACCUUCGACCUCAAGACCGGCGACGCCACCGUCGAGUACAACAUCUACAUCAAGCACUGAUCGAUGAUCCGAGUGCUCUGCUCGAUCCAUCGACCGUGCGUCCGCUUUGAUUACAUUUUGUGCUUUGUUACGAGAGGGACAUAGACGAAUUCAUGGAGAAGAAUCAGAUUCGAAUUAGCUUUUGUUUCUUGUGCUGCUUUUGGUGGAAAUUUAAUAAAGAUCCAUUCAUUUACAUGCA